Molecule: messenger RNA, 438 nt
Organism: Gongylonema pulchrum
Lineage: Eukaryota; Metazoa; Nematoda; Chromadorea; Rhabditida; Gongylonematidae
Source: the annotation of a GenBank genome assembly
AUCUAUUUUACGGGUACGCCACGCAAUGUGAUCAUUGAUGGCGUUGCUUACCAGAUGGCAUUUGGUGAGAAAAAACCGGUGCUAAUCGACGGAAUUGAGCAUGUGCUGAGAUUUGGAGCGCCUUCGCGUGAGCUGUAUAUGGGCGACUAUGCUUUCAAAGCCCCAAGUGUGGCUGAGCAGCAACAACAACAGCAGCAGCAACAGCCAGCUGCACCAACAGUUGAUGUGAAAGUUCUUCUUGCCAAACUACAACGUACGGGAUUUCUUUCUUCAUUGAAGGCUAGCAAUAAAGGAAGUGAAGCCGGAGCAACGGACGAUUCCACCACUCGGCCGGUCACGCCACCAAUUCCAUCGGUGCACCGUUACGAAGUGACCGAGAAGCUGCCAACGCCACCAACGGACUUGAAAUCGUUCUCAAUGCGUGCCCUCAAAAUGUAA